CAUUAAUGUGUAUGGUGAAAGAAUUGGAAGCUAUGUAAGGGUUCUCUGAGCAUUGUAACUGGUUUACUUCUGAGUAAACCAGUUAAGCGUGGGGCUGAAUGAGAGUCUUUUGUUACGUCACACAAAACACAGGUGCCUGUGAAGGGAGGGGCAUGAUGACAGAUGAUGUGGUCGGCUUUGAACAUCACCAGAGAGAGUUCGAGAGACACCUUUCAGUCAGUCAGAGCUGCAAUGCUUGAUGAGAAGUGCAAGAGUUCUCCUUUGAAAAUUGUCAUUAUAUGAAAUUUUCCUUUCCUUUUGUUUGUCCACGCUCAACAAAAUAGAUUUAACUCCUCCAGAACUAAAGAUCCACCACAUCUAUCAACAUGGAUAAGUUUCGUAUGAUGUUCCAGUUCCUUCAAUCUAACCAAGAAUCUUUUAUGAACGGGAUCUGUGGCAUCAUGGCACUAGCUAGUGCUCAGAUGUACUCUGCCUUUGAAUUCAGCUGCCCCUGUAUGCCAGAGUACAACUACACCUAUGGGAUCGGACUCCUUAUUGUUCCACCUAUAUGGUUCUUCAUGUUAGGUUUUGUAUUGAACAAUAAUGUGUCAGUGCUCGCCGAGGAGUGGAAAAGACCCACAGGUAGACGGAGGAAGGAUCCUUCAAUCCUUCGCUACAUGUUUUGUUCAAUCACACAGAGAUCCUUGAUAGCACCUGCGGUCUGGGUGUCUGUCACUCUCAUGGAUGGGAAGAGUUUCCUCUGUGCUUUCAGCAUCAACUUGGAUAUUGAGAGGUUUGGGAAUCUUAGUCUUAUCAAGGGGAUGUCAGAGGCGGAGAAGAUAAAACUGCUGGCAAAGAUUCCAUGCAAAGACCUGUUUGCACAUCAGGAAACAAGAGUGGCAGCCACAAAAUAUAUCAAGUGUAUAUCACAGGCAUGUGGAUGGAUGUUUUUGCUCAUAAUGACCUUCACGGCCUUCAUGAUCCGCGCUAUUCGACCGUGCUUUACCCAGGCCGCUUUCCUCAAGACCAAGUACUGGUCUCAUUACAUUGACAUUGAGCGCAAGAUGUUUGACGAGACCUGUAAGGAACACGCCAAGAGCUUUGCCAAGGUUUGCAUCCACCAGUACUUUGAGAACAUCAGCGGGGAGAUGCGCAGCUUCCACCGCCAUCGCUCCUGCAAGGAUGACAGCGAUGAUGAUGAUGAUGAAGACAAGAGGAGAAGUGAUGAGGAGAAGCUUCUGGGUAUCAGGGCCCAGGAUGAUAUGAAUAAAGUUUUGUGGAACUGGCACACCUGUAAGCCAGCUCUAGCUCUGAGAAAGGACCAAAUAGAUGGUGAAAACAAUGGCAGACUGAAUGGAGAAGCCAAUGGAGCACUAAAUGGGUUUGUGAAGGGACACACCCAUGAUGUGGGCAAAAAGGAAUGGGCAGUGUAUUACAGUAAGGUCUGAGGAGUUCAAAGAGAAAAAGCUCCAUUUGGAUCUUCUUUAGCUUUCCAACAGUUAUGUUCUUUCAGACUUAAAUGUAUGAAAACUUUAUUUUUAGAAUUUGUAAACUUCAGGUAGAAAUGUAAUACUAAUAAUCCAAUUUAGUGGAAAAAUGUCAUAAUAUUGUUGGUUCACAUACUCCCAAUACUAGACAUCUCAGAAGAUGUCUAGUACUGGGUGUAGUCCAGAUCUUGUUGUUUGUACUGUUGUUAUAGCUAUGAUUUAUCUAUAAAUCAUGAUUUACUAUUUAAAACACACUCUGCCACUACUCUCUGAGGGACUGAGCUUGGCAAAAAAAAACAAGUUUGCUGCAGAGGUAGAGCUGCUGUAUCAGGCUGAUACAGUAAAUUCUUAUUACAGCAUCCUGGAGAAUUUCAUUAUCAUAUCAAUAUCACUGAUAAUGACGCUAAUGAACGUUUGUGUUGCUCACAAGUGUGGGGCCAUAUGCACAAGGAAAAAGCUGCUUGCUGCUCCUUACUUAAAAGCAAAACUAUGCAUCUUUCAAACAAAGAAAUAACACAAUGUUUCUCUUGCAAAUUAAAAGCUGAAUUUAUAAACAAUAAAAUAUACUCAUGCACAAUUCAAUACACUCAGUUUUCUCUGCUACAGCCUGAUCUGGUCAGAUAUGGCCAAUAGCUUAUGGUGGCCAAUGUUAGCUCAUGUUAGCUAACUUAAGCUAGAUACUGUCCCUUUUCUGACAUUAUGGCUCUUCUAUAGUUAUGCUACUGAUACAGUAUAUUUUAGCAUUUACU
This is a messenger RNA of Toxotes jaculatrix (banded archerfish), 2215 nucleotides long. It is a transcript of the gene calhm1b, whose product is annotated as calcium homeostasis modulator protein 1. Bases 366 to 1427 code for a protein of 353 amino acids. The transcript is spliced from 3 exons. Gene Ontology annotation, molecular function: monoatomic cation channel activity. The record is from RefSeq and is a predicted model, not a curated record. Lineage: Eukaryota; Metazoa; Chordata; Actinopteri; Toxotidae.